AUAGGCAUUGUAACACUCCAAUCUUGUCUGGAUGAGUUCUCAAGCUCUGACAAAAGCCCCGAGGGCUAAGGAAACGUUACCUGCCGGUCCAAAUUCUUUUCCUUACCUCCUACCAAACACAAAAAAAAAUGGACGAACGUACUACCUUAGUCAUCCCUCCUCAAGAGCUGAAUGUACAAGAGCGGAGUUGUUCAGUCAGUUGCGAACUGUGGCUCGAGUCGGACCGCAUCGACUCGACAGCACAAAGAAGAAAUUGUUUCUUUUGGCAAACAACCGUCAGGCGAACGUUAUUAUCUCACUCACGCAAGUCAGCACAUCCAAAUAUACUUUCGAGUUCGUUUAGUGGCAUAAAUCAACUCUGCAGAGUAAAUUUUAUUUUAGCUGGCCUUUGUUUCUUAUUCACGGUGAACGUGCAGAGUCAAAAAAGGAGAUCCAGCACAGAAUUGGAAUCGGUCGUGAAUUGGAAAACUGAGCCUGUUGCGUGUGUGUGUGUGUUGCUGCAUCUGUUAUUUUUCCUAUAUUUGGCGUGAUGUUUACACACGUGCUGGAUUCAGAUUGCCGAGUUAUUCGUCAGUGAAAAACCGCAUCAAAAGGAAACCCGAACGAGACGACAGCAGCAACAGCAGAACUUGGCCAUUUCUGCAUUAUUGUCCGUCUGGUUAUAAGAGUGUGCCCAGCAGGAAAUACAGUUGAGAAGGAAAAAUGCAAGAACAUCACCCUCCUUUUCAUCUUCGUGGGUUAAUAAUGCUGUUGGCGAUCUGCCUAUCGUCUAUUGGGGUCACUCGAGUGCAGGGUCAUGGUCGCUUGGUUGAGCCUCCGUCAAGAUCCAGCGCAUGGAGGUACGGUUUUUCCACGGAGAAAGAUUACAAUGACAGUGAAGCUUACUGCGGAGGAUGGAACCGUCAACACCAGCGUAACGGCGGUAAAUGCGGAGUGUGCGGAGACGCAUGGGAUCUGCCCCAGCCUCGCUCGCACGAGCACGGUGGCCGCUACGGCCAGGGAGUUGUAGUUCGGACUUACAAGAUGAGCGCCGACAUCGAGAUUGGAGUCGAGCUGACGGCCAAUCAUCAGGGCUACUUUGAGUUCCGCAUAUGUGAGCACAAUUUAGCUAAACAGCCGGAAACGGACGAGUGUUUUGACCGACACCUGCUGCAAAGGGUUGCCAUCGAAGGAGCCGACGCCCAUAGCUACAGGUAUUUCCCAGGGGCAGGGAAUAAUGUCGUCUUUCGUUCAACUUAUAAAUUACCCGAGGGUUUAACGUGUAGCCAGUGCGUCUUGCAAUGGCGCUACUUCGCCGGCAACAACUGGGGCAAAUGCCCAAACGGAACGGAGAAGGUCGGAUGCGGACCUCAAGAGCAGUUUUUCGGAUGCGCCGAUAUCAGAAUUACCGAAGACGGCACCCACGAUUCGACUACAACUGCACCGAAAACGACAACAUCGACGACUUUUAAACCGAGAACAAGAGGAACUAUAACGUCGAGAUACACUCGACCAACCAAAACGCCGCAAUCUGUUACAUCCACGACGUCGACAUCAUCCGUGCAAACUGAAUCGACAACAACAACGACAACAACAACGACGACGACGACAAGGAAACCGACGACUCCCGAAUGGGAUCAACCCGUGUAUUAUUCCAAUUAUUUCAAUCCGGGAACGUACAUCGGAAUCAUCAUCACUUUGGCCACGCUGCUCUUCGCCAUCGUCUGCAUCAGCGGCACCAUUUUGUAUUUCUACUACUUUCACCAGAUCGUCAAGGAUUUCAUCGGCGAGCAGUGUCGACAUUUGCGAAGUCGAGUGAAUCCGUCCGAACGAAAAGCACCGCUCAAGCUUCCCGCUUCCGUUUUCGCCCAGCAAGAGCCUCCGCAGCUAUCGAGUUCGGGAGAUAUCAAACCGCCGGUUCCGCCGCGCGCAAUCCGUCGAAUUGGCGAUCUCCGUCUAUUGUCUUUGACAAUCAGCGAACCGCUGGAUGUCACCAUCAAUGGCGUUUCAGUGCCACGAGACGGUGUCAGUCCGACCGCGUCCGGCGACGUUGAAGAGAAUAAUUCGAGCUCGGCGUGAGCCAUCAAUUAUCGACUCGCUUUCUUCCCGUUUGUGUGCCGGAAGAGAAGCUAUCAUAGGCAAAUGUUAAAACACAACCACUAAAGUUCCUUUUCGAAAGGACCCUAGUUUAUUGGGGGUCCUGUUCUCAAAAUUUCUCUUCAUAAACCGUCUAGUAUUCUUCCCUUAUCUGUACAUUUCCCUCUCAUUUAUACUGUCGCCAACCGACAUUGUCUCAGUCGUUGUCGUUUGAACUAUGGGCUCUCAACAUGAUGGAUGUCAGAUGAUGAAUGUCAGAUUUCAAAUAUAAAAGUGUAAAUAUUUUAUUUCGUCGACGGUUUGGUGUAGUAGACGAUUCCCUUAUGCGAAUAAUGAUGUUCGACUUCCCAAAAAAGUAUUUGUAUUUUUGUUGGUGCGUGGUGACUAUUUCAGUAAUUUUUGCCAAUACCAAUUAUACACUCUAACACAGUGAAUUAAGUAUACACAAACCAUUUUGAUAGUCUUACAUCUUUGUGUCGAAAUAAUACAGUUAAUUUUAAUUA
Messenger RNA from Daphnia pulicaria, 2579 nucleotides. RefSeq lists its product as uncharacterized. NCBI's taxonomy places the organism in Eukaryota, Metazoa, Arthropoda, Branchiopoda, Diplostraca, Daphniidae. The transcript has 5 exons. The record is from RefSeq and is a predicted model, not a curated record. The coding region runs from base 703 to 2058 and encodes 451 amino acids.